Rhizophagus irregularis DAOM 181602=DAOM 197198 is the source of this 588-nucleotide messenger RNA. The record is from RefSeq and is a predicted model, not a curated record. Lineage: Eukaryota; Fungi; Glomeromycota; Glomeromycetes; Glomerales; Glomeraceae.
AAUAUUAUUAAAAUAUAUGGAAUAUCUCAAAAUCCAGAUACAAAAAAUUAUAUUAUAGUUCUUCAACAUGCAGAAGGUGGAAAUUUUAGUAAUUGGGUAAAUAUGAAUUAUAAAGAUUUUAAUUGGAAGAAUAAAAUAAAAGUAUUAGGUGAUAUUAUUGAAGGCCUUAAAGAAAUUCAUGAAAAACAAAUGGUUCAUCGUGAUUUUCAUACAGGAAAUAUAUUAUUCAAUAAGGCUUCUGCUUAUAUUUCAGAUAUGGGAUUAUGUGGAAAAGUUGAAAAAAUUGAUAAAAUAAGUGAAACAAAAAUUUAUGGAGUUAUGCCUUAUGUAGCUCCUGAAGUUUUAAGAAAAAAACCUUAUACUCAAGCAGCAGAUAUAUAUAGUUUUGGUAUGAUUAUGUAUUUUGUAGCAACUGGAAAACAACCUUUUGCCAAUCAUGAACAUAAUCAUAUUUUAGUAUUAAAUAUAUGUGGAGGAAUUAGACCUGAAAUAAAUGAAUUAGAAUUACCAAAAUGUUAUAUUAAUUUAAUGAAAAGAUGUUGGGAUUCAAAUCCAGAUAAUAGACCAAAUACUAUUGAAAUAAAAGAA